Molecule: messenger RNA, 1212 nt
Organism: Anisakis simplex (herring worm)
Lineage: Eukaryota; Metazoa; Nematoda; Chromadorea; Rhabditida; Anisakidae
Source: the annotation of a GenBank genome assembly
GGUUCUGACUUGGCUUUCACAUGCGUUGAUUUCGGAAUGCAACAGCUACGUGGUAAUAAUGUAGUUACUUGUAAAAAUGGACACUGGUCAUCGAAGUUACCCAAAUGCAUAGCACUCGAUCCAUUGAAUCGAUUUGAUGGUUCACCACCAAUAAAGUUUAAAUUAGAACAAGGAUCACAUGCAGUAACACCAAUCGGUGAACUCAUCAUCAACAGUUCAUCAACACUGCAUCUUUACUGUCUGUUCCCACGUAAGAAAGGGCAACCCGUUUGGGAGAUUUCGUCGAAAUAUCGCUAUUAUCCUCGAUCAUGGACCAAAUAUACUGUCCCGCAACUUCAAGAUGUUGAUGCUUAUGAGUUAACGGUAUCUGCUGCACAACCAGAAGAUGGCGGAUUCUUUCACUGUGUGGCGCCAAACGGACGACGAACCACACUUAAAAUCAUCAUAAAAGAACAGCCUUCAGAUGUCACUUGUGAACCGUUUAAAAAUGUGUCCAAUCUGCGUGUGUUUUUUGCGAGUCGCCAUCAUUAUAUCGGUACAACGGCACAGUUUUCUUGUGCAAACGGCUAUCGUGUUGAUGGUGCACAAUCGGCGAUGUGUCUCUCGAAUGGAAAAUGGUCACAUGAUCCUCCAAAAUGUCAAGCAUUACAGUGUCCACCGAUAGUACUGCGGGAUCAAGCAUUGUUGGCAACGGUGACGUCCUAUAAGCAUGGCGGUAUGGCGCAUUUUUCAUGUCUACCAACCUAUUCGCUCAUCGGUAAUGAAUACGCACAGUGUGGCGCAUCUGCGAAAUGGUCUGACCGUAUUCCAAAGUGCAAAUUGAUCACUUGUGGGAAAGCACCAGUACCAAGAAACGGGGACAUAAUUGGCGGUUCGAAGACGAGUUACAACGUACAAGAAGUGGUGGUAUUCGAGUGUAAACAUGGCUACAUGCUUACGGGUCAUGAUUACACCGUAUGUCAAUCAAACGGCAAUUGGUCUACGCUUAACACUCAGUGUGUGCCAUACUGUCGAUUUCCCGGCAAACCGGAGCACGGCGACAGUACGUCACCUGCUCGACCGUACUAUUUAGCGGGUGAGAAGGUGGUCUACUACUGCACAUCGGUAGAGUAUCGACUGAACGCAGAAAAUGUUCUCGAAUGUUUACCAUCCGGGCAAUGGUCUCGUAAUGUUCCACUUUGUCUACCAAUUAACACCAAGCACUCUUCAUAA